AUGGCGAAACUCACUGACGAUGCCGGCGAAGCGUUUGGGAAUGUACCGCGUCCACGGUCCUACUCUGGAAAUGAUGUUGCAAUGAGAUGUAUUCACCCUAUUUCGUGUAAGGUUGAUGCAGUCCACGAGACAUCCUCCAGCCUUUCGGGCGAAGACGUCGAGUUAGAGCCGAACGGAACUUCUGUCUCUGGAGGCUCUUCGAGACGUGCGUUUCCUUCGUGCAUCAAUCAGCAAGUGAGGCCCUCCGAGUGCAAAUGGCACAGCAAGCUUUGGGCGCAGUUUCGACGACUAAUCACCGCGAGGAUGAGACCAAGUUGCGACAACGACGUCAACCCACUUCUAUACAUCGAAAGGAGACUGAGACCAUACCAGAGGCCACAACAUCUUGGUCUUCAUAUAUUCAUUAUUAAAUAUUGUUCACACGCCCUUCUUACUGGCGUUGCAAUUGAUGUUGAUGUUGCUGUUAAUUUUAAUGCUAAUCUCGAUGUUAACGCUGACGUUAAUGUCAAUGUUGCUGUCGCUGUUAAUGUUAUUGCUAACGUUGAUGUUGAUGUCGGUGUUAAGACUGAUUUUGCUGCCGAUGCUAAGGCUAAUCCUAAUGUUGAUGUCGAUGUUAAUGCUAAUGUUGCUAACAAUGCUAAUGUUGAUGUUGACGCUGGCGUUAAUGUCAAUGUUGAUGUCGCUGUUAAUGUUAAUGCUGACCUCGAUGUUGAUGUCGGUGUUAAGGACAAUCUUGCUGCCGAUGCUAACACUAAUGCUAAUGCUGAUGUUGAUGUCGAUGUUAAUGCUAAUGUCGAUAUUAACGCUGACGUUAAUGCCAAUGUUGCUGCUGAUGUUAACGCUAAUGUCAAUGCCAAUGCUGAUGUUGUUGUCGAUGUUAAUGCUAAUGUUGAUGAUGACGUUAAUGUCAAUAUUGCUGUCGCUUUUAAUGUUAGUGCUGAUGUCGAUGUUGAUGUUAAGGCCAAUCUUGCUGCCAAUGCGAACACUAACGCUAAUGCUCAUUUUGAUGUCGAUGCUAAUGCUAAUGUUGAUGUUGACACUGACGUCAAUGUCAAUGUUGCUGUUAAUGUUAAUGCUGACGUUGAUGUUGAUGUCAGUGUUAAUGUCACUGUUGCUGUCGCUGUUAAUGUUAAUGCUGACGUCGAUGUUGAUGUCGGUGUUAAGGCCAAUCUUGCUGCCGAUGCUAACACUAAUGCUAAUGCUGAUGUUAAUGUCGAUGCUAAUGCUAAUGUUGAUGUUGACGCUGGCGUUAAUGUCAAUGUUGAUUUCGCUGUUAAUGUUAAUGCUAACGUCGAUGUUGAUGUCGGGUGUUCGCCAGGGCGACACCGAUGCAACACACCUCGUGACGAUACACCCGGCCCCGCCUUGCUCCGCUACCAUCAUCUCCGAUGGUGGGAGUCGGCAGCGGCGUGGCGACGUGCCUCGGAGUGGACUGGCGCGGGCACUGACUGGCUGGCGGAUCGAUAUGUGAUGAAACCGACGCUCCUAGGCCCGACUGCUGAUUGGCUGCUGGUCGGCUCGUCACCGAUCCAACCUUCUUCCAUCUUGGUCUCUCUCUCUCUCCCUCUCGGUCUGUCUAUCGCCGCAGCCCACCUCACCACUCGCCUCGUCGGGCCUCGCAUGACCAUCCAGCCCCUUGAUCAAUCUGCGAGGGGCCCAAUCGACGAUGUACCCACACACGGCUUGAUACACACACCUCGCCCACUUUUCGCCUCGUCACGUGAAUUUCUCCCUCUCGUCGGUGGGCUAUCCGUGAGCCUGGCGCUAGUGUCUGCUCACCUUUUGGUGCAAGGGUAG
Messenger RNA from Protopolystoma xenopodis, 1797 nucleotides. Lineage: Eukaryota; Metazoa; Platyhelminthes; Monogenea; Polystomatidea; Polystomatidae. The record is from the annotation of a GenBank genome assembly.